AUGUACGUCAUUUGCAUCGCAACGGAGGACGGUCAUCUGCUGGAAACCGCCGUCCUCGCCUUGCUGGCCCAAGUCACCCUUGCCGUUGGGCUCAUAGAGGAGUUUGACGCCCCGACUCACGUCCUGGAUUCCCUGCUUGCGGGGAAGGAUGGCGAAGCCCCGAGAGAGUUUGUCAUCCUCUUUGGUGACAAGGUUGCCUUGCGAUCGCAGGAGGUCCGCGCGCUUGUCCUCAUGUAUACUACCACCAUGCUACUCACAGCCAUGGCCCGCGCCCCGAGGUUUGCCAGGUUGUUGCAGGUGGGUGCUGACCGGCUGGAGAACGAGGAAAAGGAUGGGGAGAGUGCGGGUGCGCCAGGUGACACCCGACCGCCAGCGAUGUCUGGCUUCUUGAAGGGCGCAUACAAUGCCGUCGUUUUGAUGGCUGUCACUUUUAGGUUGCUCGUCUGGACGGGUCAGGUGCAUAAUUCAGAGUACAUGCCGGCGCUGUGUCGAGGCGUGCAGGUCAUUGCUAUAAUACUCCUUCAUCGCGGGUAUCUCGGGAGGGAGGAAGAGCAAGCUGUUCCAGUGCCCGAGCCGGUGAGAGACAUUGCUGGUAACGUGAUUGAGAAUCCAAUCGCGCUUUGAGAUGUAUGCCGAGACAAGGCAGAUCGCAGGAAAACGACUCAACGGCCCACAUGCUUUGACAACGUGGGACCGAUUUUGGUCGCCACAAAAUUUCUCGACUUGAAAUUUAUUCAUAACACCCCACACCACCGUUUUUCGACAACAACCGCAACUCAUGUUCCCGUUCCCACACCGCAUGUCACCAGCUAACCGGUUGGGACUUCGUCUCCAUCGCUCCAUCAGUUCGCUAAGCUUCGCUCGCAGUCCACUCCCUUUGCGCCCGCGUCUCUUCUGACACACCAUCGCCCGAGACGAACAAACGAAACUCCGGUCCUCACAACCACGCUCUGCCGAAAACGCUUCAAUCCCAACCACCAUGGCUGCCCGCCUUCUCACGACUAACAGGACUGCCUUUGCAGCUCCAAUAUCACUUCGUCCCCAAUUAACGGCAACAACCAUCCACGAUACUGUACGACAGGCGGCGUCCAAAAUCUCACACAUGCCUGCAUUUCGACCACUCAAACCCUCCGCUUUCAUCGCAACUCGUCCACGCAUGACGAUCACCGGCCCGCCCAAACCAACUUCACCUCCGAAACCGCCCGCCACCCCGGUGCCAAACGCGACAUACAAGCUAGCGCUUCUCUAUGACAGCGACUGCCCGCUCUGUCUCAAGGAGGUAAACUUCCUCCGUCGACGAGUGGACGCGCACGGCCCGCCCCCUUCCAUCAACUUUGUGGACAUUGCCUCGCCCGACUAUAACCCCACUGACUACGCCGGUAUUGACUAUGAAACCGCCAUGGGAAGAAUCCACGGCCUGAAACAAGACGGAAGUGUGAUUGUCGGCGUGCCCGUCUUCCGAGCGGCAUACGAGGCGGUCGGGCUUGGUUGGGUGUACGCAGUGACCAAGAUCCCCGGCGUCGGUGCAGCGGCGGAUGCCGUGUAUAACGUGUGGGCUGACUACCGGUUGCAGUUCACAGGGAGACCACCCCUCGAGGACGUCAUGCGAAUGCGGAGGGAGGAGGCCGAGAAGACGUGUCGGUCAGAGGGAGAGUAAGGGUAGUCCGUGCUUGUAGGAAUAAAAAUCGAACAGCGACUUAGUCACA
Chondrus crispus (carragheen) is the source of this 1706-nucleotide messenger RNA. RefSeq lists its product as hypothetical. Bases 1 to 624 code for a protein of 207 amino acids. Lineage: Eukaryota; Rhodophyta; Florideophyceae; Gigartinales; Gigartinaceae. The transcript has 2 exons. The record is from RefSeq and is a predicted model, not a curated record.